AUGACGGUUUUUGAUGAAAUACAAGCAUUUAGACAGAAAAAGUUAUUAAAAAAGCUAAGAGAUGCUAAAGGAAAUGGAACAAGUAUGAUUUCAUUACUAAUACCACCAAAAGACCAAAUACCAAAUAUACAAAAAAUGUUGGUUGAUGAGCAAGGGUCAGCAUCAAAUAUUAAGAGUAAAUCAAAUAGAUUAUCGGUGUUACAGGCAGUUACAUCAACUGCAAAUAAAUUAAAAACAUUCAAUACAAUACCAAAUAAUGGACUAGGGUUAUUUGUGGGAGAAAUUUUAAAUUCAGAAGGAAAGAUUAAAAAAGUAUCACACGCAAUAGAACCAAUUAAACCAAUCAAUACAUCUUUGUAUAUGUGUGAUAGUAAGUUCCAUAUAGAAGAGUUACUUAAAUUAUUUGAAGAUGAGACAAAGUAUGGUAUAGUUGUAGCUGAUGGAACAGGAGCAUUAUUUGCAACACUUCAAGGUAACACACCGGAUGUAUUAAUGACAAUAUCUGAAAACCUACCUAAGAAACAUAGUAGGGGAGGACAAUCAUCAGUUAGAUUUGCUAGAUUAAGAAUAGAAAAGAGAAAUGCUUAUAUUAAAAAGAUAAAUGAAAUAAUUGUAUCGUUAUAUUUAACAGACUCAAUACCUAAUGUUGAGGGACUUAUAAUAGCAGGAAAUACAUACUUAAAAGAUGAAGUAAAGAAAACACUCGACCCAAGAAUUAACUGUAUUAACACAGUAGAUACAAAUUAUGGAGGUAAGAAUGGACUUAAUCAAGCAAUUGAAUUAUCAGAAGACGUACUUAAAGAUGUUAAAUUCACAAAGGAAAAGAAAGUUUUAAAAAAUUUUCUAUUUGAAGUAAAUAUGGAUACACAGAAGUACUGUUUUGGUUAUAAAGAUACGAUAAAUGCACUUGAGAUGGGAGCAGUUGAGAUUUUAAUAGUUUAUGAGAAUGUUGAACUUUAUCAUGAAGAUGAAGAGUUUGUUGAUUGGAUAGCAGAACAUUAUAAAGAUUUUGGAUGUAAAUUAGUCUUUGUUAGUGAUAAAAGUGCUGAAGGUUCUCAGUUUGUUGAAGGAUUUGGUGGAAUAGGUGGAAUAUUAAGAUAUGCUAUAGAAGUACCGGAUUAUGAUGAGGAUGUUUUAGAAGAGCUCAGUUCAUUCUCAGAUGAUGAAGAUAUUUUUUAA
Messenger RNA from Hepatospora eriocheir, 1179 nucleotides. The record is from the annotation of a GenBank genome assembly. Lineage: Eukaryota; Fungi; Microsporidia; Hepatosporidae.